This is a messenger RNA of Corvus hawaiiensis (hawaiian crow), 3080 nucleotides long. RefSeq lists its product as uncharacterized. The record is from RefSeq and is a predicted model, not a curated record. Bases 326 to 2353 code for a protein of 675 amino acids. NCBI's taxonomy places the organism in Eukaryota, Metazoa, Chordata, Aves, Passeriformes, Corvidae. The transcript has 5 exons.
GCCGCGCGCCGCCGCCAUCCCGGGUGAGGCGCGUCCGCCUGUGCUGCCUCUCAGGGGUCGCGUAGGGCGCAGGGGCUUGUUUAAGGUAGAGGACGGAGUUAAUGUCUUCAGGAUAAAGAUUACCAGAAGUUGAGAGAGAGAGAGAGAGAUAGAUCCUGUGAGGCUGCCCUGUGCCUUGGAUGAGAUCCUGUCCUUGGGCAGUGCUGUGCUCUGUGGGAGGCUGCCUGCCUGACCUUGGAGCAGGUUCUGAGAGAGAAAGGCCAUUCAAAGAGUCACUUACUGAUCUCCACCUGAGAGAAGGCUCAGUGAGACAGAAAGCAGCAGCAUGAGCAAGAGCGCCAGUGAUGAAGGGUGCAGCAGUGCCAGUUCCCUUCAAGCAGAUCUCUCCAAACUUGUGAUCUGGGCACACAGUCACGGGACCAUAUGCAACCAGAUCCCAGCCCUGGAAUUUGUGCAUAACACGGGUCCCCUGAGCAAUGACAACGCUCUGCUUUGGAUGUGCAGAGUCGGACACGCCUAUCACUGGCACUUUGGAAAGUUAUGUGACAGAGGUGAAGAAGAGACUGAGGCUGUAGGAAAGAUAAAGAGGUUCCUGUCUUCUGAGUCUUUGACAAGGGAAGGUAGCUUUGAGGAAAAGAGGCUCAAGCUGACCCCAUUAUCUUUUGAGAUAGGUCAAGCAGAUUCUGGGAGCACAGGGUCAUGUGGCAGAUCCCAAGGGUUCAGUGAGCAGACAGCUGACAGCACCUACACAAGGAAUAAUGAGCCCAGGGGGAGUCAAAAUACCAGGAAACCCAUAACAUUGUACUCUGCAGCAGAGCGGAACUUCACAGUGUCUGGUGGUAUAGUCCAAACUGGUGAACAGGACCUGAAGUCAGAAAGUGAUGAAGACUUACAGAUCAUCGCUGAUGAAGAGCAGCAUGAGGCAGAUGAAGACAACCAGGGAGACAGAAUCAGCCAGGAUAAUGUGUCAGAGCCGUCUGCUGAGGAGUUGCAGAUGCUCCACUGCCAGAAUACGGCAUUGCACCAGCCAACAGACCCCCAAAAAGCUGCCUCUGCCCCCACAGCAAGGCCACCCCUAACCCGUGCCUACAUUCUGCAGGCUCCUGUCAGCAACCCAGAAGACCCGAGCAGGAACGUCCUGAGGCUGGGUCCUUUCACUGCUACAGGGCCCACAGCUGAAACUUCCAGAGCAAGGAGCCUCCCAGCAUCAGCAGCACCAAAGGUAUGUUUCAAAUCCCUUCCAGUCCGCAGCACCAAAGCCAGGGCCCAGCUUGAGGCACAGCCCUCAGUGAUAUUUGAGUUCCAAGCCAUUGCUGAUGUUCAGCAGCAUCUCCAGCUGAGCUCUCCAGAGUGUGGCACACCAAGCUCCAGCCAGGAUGGUGCUGAGAACGUGAAUGAGGACAGUGAGACAUCAGGAUCCGGGCAGAUACCUUGUUCUUCAGCAUUCCAGAGUCCAGACAGCAAUCCACCUGGAGCCUCAAACAGAGCCGUGUCUUGUCUUUUAGAUGUGCUGAAGAAUCAGGAGAAAAAGAGAAACUAUACCCUGGGGGACAUAAAAGUGUUUGAAGAGUGGCUGAAGUUGCACCACCCCUCUGAGACGCGCAAGAUCCACACGCUGCCUCCUGCAGACCUCGACCACUACCUGGUCUCAUUCUUCAGCUCCACCAAGAGACAGAAUGGCAUGGAUUUUUCUUCCAAUUCCCUAAGCUUCUUCCAGCGCAGCAUCGACCGGUACCUCAAGGACCACAAUUACAAGUACAACAUGUUGAAAGGGGUAGAGUUCAAGGCCUCUCAGGAAGCCUGGAAAUUAAAGCAUUGGUACCUGUUCCAAAAGGAGAAGGAGGAAAUGUGGAGUGUUGUGGAGAACAUGACAGAUGAAGAUGUGAAAAACCUUUUUAAGAAGGGAAUUUUAAGCAAGACACACCCUCAGGGCUUGUUGCACCUCAUGUUCACCAACCUCAUUAGGGGGUUUGGGGCAAGUACCCACCAUUGGACCUACCAGCUGUGCUGGGGACAGGUGGUGCUGAGGAAGACCAAAGGAGAGGUGGAAUACUUGGAGUGGAAGGAUGAUCUGAGCCCAGAGGGAAAUGAAGGGGAGCCAAGCCCACGGCUCUUUGCCAAGCCUGAGGAUCCAGAGAACUGUCCAGUCGCCAGUUACAAGGAGUAUGCCAGGAGGAGGCCGCCGGACAUGAUGAAUGAUAACCACCCUCUUUACCUGUCUCCCAAGUCACUGUGCUCCGUCUGGGACAAAGUGUGGUACAGCAGGAAGGCACUGACAAAAACCAAACUGGAUAAGAUCUUGAAAGUUGUUAACCAGGGAGUCAAAGAAGUUGUAAGGAAGACCAGGAAAUAGAAGUGUCCCUUCAGCUUUGCCCCUUAAACUGCUCCAAGGCUGCUCUGAAACAGAAUCCUAUUGCAAUAUUUGGUGUAGGUUGAGAACAAACAUCCUUCUGCUGGGCUUCACCUUGGCACUGAAGGAACCUACAGAUCUGCAGCGCCUUGGCUUCCAGGGAAGUUCCUUUUUGUUGUUUCUGUUACUGGAAUUGGUAAUUCAGUGAGUUAGUAAGAAUCUCCAGUUUCACAUUGGCUAAACAAGUUAAUGUUCUACUGUGGGGUCAAUGCUGUUACAAACAACCAGUGCUGAUAUGGAGAGGGCUUGGGGGUGGCAGAGCCUGGCCAGAAGCAUCAGCUGCACCCACAUUUUGGGGCUGAAACCCCCCACAGCUCAGCUUGGGGCACAGACCUGCGGGGAAAGAUGAGUGACAACAAGGAGAGCGAUGAUGCUGCUGACCCAACUUUGCAGGAAUGCUUCUGACAAGGUUCAGGUCAUUUCCCUUAAGGAAAGAUUCGUAGAAUGAAGAAGCUGUGGCUGUUUUAAGAAGUUGUUUAAAGUGUCUGACAAUGUUGAAAGGUUUUAUGGUAAGUGGUUUCCCUGGAGUGCAAAACACAGCUCCACGAAGGCACUGGAAGGUGUGCUCAGCUCUGCUCAGCUACCCCAGCACUGUUUAGUGCCUGUUAACAGCUCAGUCAGGUUUUUGGUUGCAUUGUUGACAGAGCCAAAUAAAAGAACCUUUAAUUCA